This is a messenger RNA of Lycium barbarum (goji berry), 738 nucleotides long. RefSeq lists its product as uncharacterized. Lineage: Eukaryota; Viridiplantae; Streptophyta; Magnoliopsida; Solanales; Solanaceae. Bases 1 to 738 code for a protein of 245 amino acids. The record is from RefSeq and is a predicted model, not a curated record. The transcript has a single exon.
AUGCAUCCAGAUCUGGACUUGCCAGAAGGGUUCAAAAUCCCAAAAUUUGAGAUGUUCAAUGGACCAGGGAAUCCCAAGGCACACCUCCGAUCCUACUACGACCAAUUGGUUGGACUAAAGAAAAAUGAACCUCUAAUCAUGCGACUAUUCAGUUGUAGCCUGAACGGAGAAUCCGCUAAAUGGUUCGCAACUCAAGAUAUGCAUCAAUGGCACACUUGGGGGGACAUGGCAGAAUCCUUCAUGGAAAGAUUUCGCUUUAAUGUCGAAACAGUACCAGACCGCUAUUAUCUUGAAAAAGUCAAGCAGAAAUCAACAGAAAACUACAUACAGUUUGCCAGCAGGUGGAGGGCCGAGGCCGCCCGCGUGCAGCCACCAAUGUGUGAAGGAGAGCUAGUCUAUGUGUUUAUCAAGUCCCAGGAGCCUGAUUUCUACGACAGAAUGUUGUCCUUGGCUGGAAGACCGUUUGCUGAAUUGGUCAAAAUGGGAGAGGCUAUAGAAGAUAGUCUCAAAUCCAGGAAAAUAGUUAGCGUCUUCAACAAGGCAUCUGGACAAGCUGCUGCAGGAAUCUUUCUUACGAAGAAAGAGGACGUGGCAAGCAUAUCCCACACUCCAAACCCAAGCUCGAAAGAACCACAACCCACCUACAUUACUACACCCCUCAUAAAUUAUCCAACACCUGUGUACUUACGCACAACCAAGCUUCACAACCACUGUACCAGCUUACACGGUUCCGCCUAG